GAGAUGACUUCCAAGGAGGACGGCAAGGCGGCGCCGGGGGAGGAGCGGCGGCGCAGCCCUCUGGACCACCUGCCGCCGCCUGCCAACUCCAACAAGCCGCUGACGCCGUUCAGCAUCGAGGACAUCCUCAACAAGCCGUCCGUGCGGAGAAGUUACUCGCUGUGUGGGGCGGCGCACCUGCUGGCGGCCGCGGACAAGCACGCGCCGGGCGGCUUGCCCCUGGCGGGCCGCGCUCUGCUCUCGCAGACCUCGCCGCUGUGCGCCUUGGAGGAGCUCGCCAGCAAGACCUUUAAGGGGCUGGAGGUCAGCGUCCUGCAGGCAGCCGAAGGCCGCGAUGGGAUGACCAUCUUUGGGCAGAGGCAGACGCCCAAGAAACGGCGAAAAUCACGCACGGCCUUCACCAACCAUCAGAUAUACGAAUUGGAGAAACGCUUUCUAUACCAGAAGUACCUGUCCCCUGCAGACCGCGACCAAAUUGCGCAGCAGCUGGGCCUCACCAACGCACAGGUCAUCACCUGGUUCCAGAAUCGGCGCGCCAAGCUCAAGCGGGAUCUGGAGGAGAUGAAGGCCGACGUGGAGUCUGCCAAGAAACUGGGCCCCAGCGGGCAGAUGGACAUCGUGGCACUGGCGGAACUCGAGCAGAACUCGGAGGCUUCGGGCGGCGGCGGCGGCGGCGGCGGCGGUGGCUGCGGCAGAGCCAAGUCUAGGCCGGGUUCUCCGGCGCUCCCCCCAGGCGCCCCGCAGGCCCCAGGCGGUGGGCCCUUGCAGCUCUCUCCCGCCUCUCCGCUCACGGACCAGCGGGCCAGCAGCCAGGACUGCUCAGAGGAUGAGGAAGACGAAGAGAUCGACGUGGACGAUUGAGCUGCACCCUGGACCUCCUGCCGCCUGGGCCCCCGGUGCCCGCAUGCCCGCCGCCUCCCGGACCGGACCGCUAAGGGGAGCUGGGACCUCCUCUGCACCUCCCGCCUCCACCCUUGUCCCGGGGCCGGACUUGGCCCCUGACAGUCGCCUCUUCCCUCUCGAAGCAAUAAAUCCGGGCCGGCCGGCGGGGCCGGCCGUCACACGCGGCCUCCGCCGCCCCGGAAGCCCUCGCCGUGCAAUUCUGUAUGGCUUCUGUAUAAAUAUUUAAGCCUAUAUAGUGGGUUCCUUCCACUACAGCCUGAU
This is a messenger RNA of Rattus norvegicus (Norway rat), 1164 nucleotides long. It is a transcript of the gene Lbx1, whose product is annotated as ladybird homeobox 1. Gene Ontology annotation, cellular component: transcription regulator complex; nucleus. Gene Ontology annotation, biological process: regulation of DNA-templated transcription. The record is from RefSeq and is marked provisional. Lineage: Eukaryota; Metazoa; Chordata; Mammalia; Rodentia; Muridae. Gene Ontology annotation, molecular function: DNA-binding transcription factor activity, RNA polymerase II-specific; DNA binding; DNA-binding transcription factor activity.